Messenger RNA from Arvicola amphibius (Eurasian water vole), 969 nucleotides. It is a transcript of the gene Spats1, whose product is annotated as spermatogenesis associated serine rich 1. Bases 1 to 969 code for a protein of 322 amino acids. Lineage: Eukaryota; Metazoa; Chordata; Mammalia; Rodentia; Cricetidae. The record is from RefSeq and is a predicted model, not a curated record. The transcript is spliced from 8 exons.
AUGGAGUCGUCUAAGGGUGCCAAGCACAGUGAUGUUCUAGAGUCCAGGGGUUCCUUGGCCAGCAGGAUGGCCUCUGAUGGAAGGACCAGUCUUUCGUCUUCUGAUGAAGUAGGUUGGAGAGUCACUGAGCCUCCAGGACCCCCUGGAGUGUUGAUUCACUCAGACACAGCAGCGGAGAUGGGUCAGAGGUCUUCCUCUUCCUCCUCUUCCUCUUCCUCCGCACGGUCUAGUCGCUCCUCUCAAGUUUCACUGCCUGGGUUCCAGAAGGAAAAAUACCCUGAGGAACUCAGCCUGCUUAAGUCACAGACAAAAGAUGGGCACCGUCCUGAGUGGACAUUUUAUCCGAGGUUUAGCAGCAAUAUCCACACCUACCACGUUGGAAAGCAGUGCUUCUUCAAUGGGGUCUUCCGGGGCAACAGGAGGUCUGAGGCCGAGACGACACUGGACAAGAGCCUCGGGAAGAAGAAGUAUGAUAUUAAUCCCAGAAAUGGAAUCCCAAUGUUAACACCAGGGGAUAACCCAUACAUGUUUCCUGAGCAGAGUAAGGCGUUCUUCAAAGCAGGAGCAACUCUGCCACCUGUCAACUUCUCACUGGUUCCUUAUGAGAAAAAAUUUGAUACAUUUAUUCCACUGGAGCCACUUCCCCAAAUUCCCAACUUGCCUUUCUGGGAGAAGGAGAAGGCCAACAACUUGAAGAAUGAGAUAAAAGAAGUCGAGGAGUUGGAUAACUGGCAGGCACCGCCACCCUUCCUACACAGUGUUUUCUUCUCUGGGACUGGGGAGAUGGCUCCACGGUUAAAGUUGCUUGCUGCUCUUCCAGGAGAAACAAGUUCAGUUCUCAGCACCCAAGUCGGGAGGCUCACAACUCCCUGUAACUCCGGCAUCAGGGGCUCUGAAACCUUCUUCUGGCCUCGUCGGAUAUCCUCACAUGUGCUGCAUACAUAUUCACGCACACAUACACAUAAAUAA